This is a messenger RNA of Schistosoma intercalatum, 846 nucleotides long. Lineage: Eukaryota; Metazoa; Platyhelminthes; Trematoda; Strigeidida; Schistosomatidae. The record is from the annotation of a GenBank genome assembly.
AUGUCGUUACUGCUUAUUAUUUUGUAUUUGUUUCUCUUGAAGGAGAGACUUGUGGAAUGUUUGGUAGCACAAAACUAUGCCAGUGACAGUGAAAAUCUUAAACCUAAUAUACGUCGAAGAAGUGAAUUCAUCGUUGGUGAAAAAUUCCGUGUCCGAGUGGUUCUGAGUGAAGAUUUAAAAAACCAUUUACAGUAUGAUUUAUUCAAGAAAUGUCGUUCAUCUGAAAAAGAUGUUGUGGAAAAAGUCCAAGUCAAAAAGUCAGACAAAAGUGACUUUAUUCUUUUUAUCCGCUCGGGUGAUUAUGGACCUCACACAUCGUUGGCUACAGCUGACACUUGUCAGCUGGAUUUAGACACGAAUAGACCAAUCGCCGGUUCAAUUACAAUUUUAUCAGCUAUGGAAUCUAUUGAUCACAACCCAGGCGAAUUGAAACGAGUUAUUAUUCAUGAAUUAGGACAUACAUUCGGCUUCGAUUAUCGGUUGUUUCCUUACCUACGUCAUGAUGAUGGUAGUCCUAGAACAAGGCGUAACCAACAUACUGGUGAACCGGAAUUGCCAACAAAUGCCAACGAAGGAUUAAAAGCUGAUCGGACAUGGCAUACAGUCGCCGGUGAGAAGACGUACAAGAGAGUCGCAUUAACAUUACCAAGUGUAGUCAACUUUGCAAGAAAUCAUUUUCGAUGCAAUAAGCUUGAUGCGGUUGAUCUAGAAUCGGAUGGUGGCGAUGGAAAUAAACAUUCACACUUCGAACGACGUCUGUCUAUUGGUGAAGCUAUGUCUGCUACUUGCGACAUCAUGGCGUCUGUUUCCGGUUUAACUCUCAGCUACUUCAAAGAUACUGGGUAA